AUGGCACGUUCCAUUGUCACCUCUUAUCAUGAUGACCCUUCUUCGAAUACCACGCGACUGCGCUUCGCAAUUCCUACAGCUAGGACAGCUAGCCCCUCAACUUCGUCCCCUAAGCAAAACAAGAUUCCCCCCUUCGUACCAACCAUCACCAAUAUGACCAAGCCUCAUCGAGAAUCUAACAAUGCACCAAUAACCACGACCAAUAACAUCCUUGACUAUUUAUUGUACCUGUCGAUUGAUGCAAAAAUCGAACAGGCCAAGGAUGAUUUACAAAAUUUAACACCAAAGGUCACCUAUUACCGAAAAAAGUGUCAAGGAGUGGAAGUAAUCGUCGAAGGUCUGCUUCAAUCACAUCGAACUCAAGCGACAUCAUUGAUACUUCCUGCACCUCUUAAACAUCGAUUGUACUUGUGUCAGUUGCUACAUCUGGUCUAUGAUCGAUCCAAAAUAAUAUCACCGCCGCUGAAAUCAACACGUACCAUACAUCCUGAUUCAACGAGUACCACACGAUAUAAUCCCGCUCCCACCUCGCAAUUCAUCACACCUCCAACAAAUAGACGAGACCAUAAAUUACCAUUGAAUUUGGAGAAAUACGAGAAAUACUUCAAGAACCCUCUGCUGUCUCGAUGCCGAAGGCACAGAUUAAACGUCUGUGACAUGUGCAAUCAACGUCCUGAUCAAUCCCCGCAUUCGCUUAAGAGCACUCCUUCGACGCGCAAGACUGCACCAGGAUUGAUAGACGCAGUCCCGGUUUUUAUAAACAGCAUUGCGAUCGCGUACAGAUUAGCGCAUGAGAAAUUGGAAUUUGAAAAAAACGAUCCGAUCCUGGUAAAAUCGACGUGGUAUGAUCUACUGCUGGACUUGUUGACUCAGUCCGCGAUUGAGUGUUACUUUUGUGAUUCAUACAGUUCCAUCGAUGCUUUGCUGGAAAUAUUUUCUUAUGGUGACAUUGAUCCAUCUGACUAUCACUCUGACAACUCGGAAAGCGAGGAUGACGAGGAUCCUCAUUUUGCUGCCAAUCGGGCCGAUGAUUAUUUAUUAUGGCAGCGUACGACAGUUUUGGACGAAUUUCGAAGCAAAAAGAAGGAUAGGAUGGAAGAAUUUUUAAAUGUCCAAGGGAAGCUUGAGCAACACUUUGCAAAUCUUGCCAUGAAAUAUCCUGUAUGCAAUUUGGAAGCGGAGAUGCUAGCCUAUUGCACCAAUGUCCUAAGCUUUGUAGACGCACCAGCAUUGGUGAAGUUGCACACCAAUGAUGAGUUGUUCAAUGUUUCAGGAAGAUACGGUGAUGGAAUCGACAUACCAAUGAGUGAAGACGAGUUUGACGGCUCAUACGAGCGCAAUUCCGAUUCGCGAAACGUAAGCACAAAUGAAAAAAUCCAAGAAAAUUUGGUCGCAGAAAAUGAGGGCACAAAAAAACGACAUUCCCUCGAGAUCGAUCAAAUCUCGCUGAAUAAGAAACAAAAAAGUUGA
Acaulospora colombiana is the source of this 1470-nucleotide messenger RNA. The record is from the annotation of a GenBank genome assembly. Lineage: Eukaryota; Fungi; Glomeromycota; Glomeromycetes; Diversisporales; Acaulosporaceae.